AUGGCCUCCCUGCUGCGUCAGAUCGUCGCCGGUCCGCGCCUAAAACACGAGGAUACGGGGCUAGAUCUAUGUUAUGUUACCUCGAAUAUCAUCGCAACAUCCGGACCCUCACAAACCUACCCCCAACGAGCCUACCGUAACCCCCUUGACCGUUUGGUCGCUUUCCUCGACGAGAAGCACGGCGAUGGCUGGUCCAUCUGGGAAUUCCGCGCCGAGGGUACUGGAUACCCGGACGAAGCGGUGUAUAAUCGGAUUAGACACUACCCGUGGCCGGAUCAUCACCCGCCGCCGUUCAGGCUGGUGCCGAUGAUUACGGCUAGUAUGCGGAAUUGGUUGGAUGGGGAGGAUGAAGGGACAUCUGGGAACGAUGGAGAUAAUACGACGCCGGCGACGCCUGAUGCGACAAAUGGAGGUGCCGGCACUGGCGCAACAAAUGGAAGCGUAAAAGACAACGAGAAGAAAGAGGAAAACAAAAACACAGCGGAACACAACAAACUCGACCUCGACCGUCCCCGCCAAAAGGGCGAGCGCGUCGUCGUCGUCCACUGCAAAGCCGGCAAAGGCCGCUCCGGCACCUCCAUCUGCAGCUACCUGAUCUCCGAGUGCGGCUGGACCGCCGCCGACGCCCUAGCGCGCUUCACCGAGCGACGCAUGCGGCCCAACUUCGGCAAAGGCGUGUCGAUCCCCAGCCAGGUUCGAUACGUCGGUUACGUCGACCGGUGGGCCAACGCCGGCAGCGAGCCGACCAAAAAGAAGAUAUACGUGGACAGGCCGAUCGAGAUCGUCGAGAUACACGUCUGGGGACUCAGACACGGGGUCAAGCUGGCCGUGGAAGGGUUUGCGGACGAGGGGAAGAGGAUCGAGACGUUGCAUACGUUUGGGAAGGGGGAGAGGAUCGUUGUGCAGGGGGAUGCGCCGGGUGGAGGCGGGGUGAUGGAUAUGUUUUAUGAUAUGGCUGGGUAUGGCGUGGGUAAAGAAAGCGAUUCAGAGGAGGAGGUGGAGAAAAAGGGGGUUUCGGGCUUGGAUGGGACGAGGAGUGAUGUUGAUGAUGCAGCAGAUCGGUCAACAACAACGGAUUCGUCUAGCACGAGGAGGAGUAGGAGUAAGGAAAAGGUGGGAAAGAUGGGGAGCAGGGCGAGCAGUUUGAUGAGGAAGAUUUCGGUGCGAAAGGGCAAGGACCAUAAAGAGAAGGAGCUGGAGAAGAAGAAGAGUGCGCUGAGCGGUUCAUCAGCAACAUCAAGUGAUGGGAGCAUCCCCAAGCUUGGGGAGACUACUGCUGGCAACAACAAGGCAGGCAAAGCAGGAAAAGCAAAUGGCGGGAAGGCAAAGACCAUCGCGAUGCCGGAAGCCUCGCAAGUCACGAAAAUUCCGUCGACAGAACAGAACACUGUCAGCGAAUCUACUUCCAACCUCACCCCCAUCCGCUCGAAAACCAGCACCGAAUCCGCUCCCAAGCAACAAAAGCCUGUCCUCGCUGAGGAAUCAGAACCAGGCGGUCAAGCCGUCAUCUUCAAGCCCAAGAACCCCAUCAUCGUCCCCAACAGCGACAUCAACAUCGACAUCGAAAGACGAAGCCGUGCCUCGGCCAGCCUGGGUCUAACCAUGGUCACCUCCGUCGGCCACGUCUGGUUCAACGCUUUCUUCGAGGGCAACGGGCCGGAGCAGGAUGGCAAGGCGGACGAAAGCGGCGUGUUCGAAAUCGAGUGGGACAAGUUGGAUGGCAUCAAGGGGUCGAGCAGGAAGGGGACUAGGGCUCUCGAUCGGCUGUCGGUUGUCUGGAGAGUUGCUGGGACUGGGACUGGCGCUGGCGCCGCCACUGAGGCUGCUGCUGCUGUAGCAAAGGGGGGAGAACAAACAACGGCCGGGGCUGCUGCUAGUGCUGCUGCUGCGCCUGAAACGGUCCAGGGAGUUACGGUUAUCACUCAGCCUGGGGAGAAGAGUCCUGUGCCCCAGAUGAAGCCUGCGGAUUGGAAAGGUGUCGGUCCUGAUCACCUUCCGAAGGAAAAGGAAUUGGGUUUGAGAGCGGAGACGACGGAAAGCGCGAGUGUGAGCAAGGCCAGUAGCUUGAGGGAUCUGGAUAUGGCAGAGGGGGGUCCGGGUCUCGAGGCGAAUGGUAAGGGCGGCGGUGAUAAUGACGAUGAGUCGUUGGCUGGGGUGAAGACGAGUGACCCGAAGGGAGAAGAGCUUGGCGAAGUUGUUACGCCGAAGGCUUCUGCUUGA
Molecule: messenger RNA, 2220 nt
Organism: Neurospora tetraspora
Lineage: Eukaryota; Fungi; Ascomycota; Sordariomycetes; Sordariales; Sordariaceae
Product: putative tensin-like protein
Exons: 2
Coding region: 1-2220 (739 amino acids)
Biological process (GO): negative regulation of cell population proliferation; regulation of phosphatidylinositol 3-kinase/protein kinase B signal transduction; cell motility
Cellular component (GO): plasma membrane; nucleus; cell projection
Molecular function (GO): protein tyrosine/serine/threonine phosphatase activity; phosphatidylinositol-3,4,5-trisphosphate 3-phosphatase activity; protein tyrosine phosphatase activity
Source: RefSeq, a predicted model, not a curated record